Vigna unguiculata (cowpea) is the source of this 667-nucleotide messenger RNA. RefSeq lists its product as uncharacterized. NCBI's taxonomy places the organism in Eukaryota, Viridiplantae, Streptophyta, Magnoliopsida, Fabales, Fabaceae. The record is from RefSeq and is a predicted model, not a curated record.
AUUUUGCCAUUUACAUAUCUAUAGAUAGAUCUACGCAGAACAACGCUUUGUCCCCUCAGUGCCUUCAAUCAAACUCGCGAGAAGGGAGGAUCGGGCACUUCGUCAGAUUGACAUACACCAUGAAAGAAACGAAAGAAGAUAACGAGACAGAAGAUAAUAAGCAAGCUUCUGCUGAUGUGCUGUUUCAUUAUUCAAGAUUUGCUCUGGCAUGUAUUGGAUGCAAGAUUCGACCAUUCAAUUUAAGACUUCAUCUGAUGAAGGAGAUAUCGGGUAUGCCUUCUUCUCUAAAUAGGGAAUCACCACAGAAUGCAGCAUCUCCUGAUCCAAUGGGUGAGUCAUCAAGCACAGGAACAGCAAGACUUGACAGAGGAGACAGUUUCCGUGCACUAUGACCAUGUUUUUGUUUGGGUUGUGUGGCAUCUGGUGUCUAGAUUAAAUCACUCUCUUCUCCCAUCCCAUAUAUUAUGAUUAUGAUGCUAUACUCAUCUAUGCAAUGGCUAUAGAUUAUCAAGUUCACUCAUUUCAACUUCAUGUUUGCUGUAGUAUGGUUUAAAUUUAGUUACUUUAGUCAGUAAUUGUCGUUUUAAGUGAUUCUACUUUAUUGUAGUUUGUAUCUUUGCACCAAAAUAUCUAUCAAUAAGUAGAUGCAUGUCUUCACUCCAUGUAA